Nothoprocta perdicaria is the source of this 2580-nucleotide messenger RNA. It is a transcript of the gene NUP54, whose product is annotated as nucleoporin 54. Gene Ontology annotation, molecular function: structural constituent of nuclear pore. Gene Ontology annotation, biological process: NLS-bearing protein import into nucleus; protein localization to nuclear inner membrane; nuclear pore organization. Gene Ontology annotation, cellular component: nuclear pore central transport channel; nuclear pore. The record is from RefSeq and is a predicted model, not a curated record. The transcript is spliced from 14 exons. NCBI's taxonomy places the organism in Eukaryota, Metazoa, Chordata, Aves, Tinamiformes, Tinamidae. Bases 1 to 1968 code for a protein of 655 amino acids.
AUGGCGUUCAACUUCGGCGCGGCGGCCGGGGCCGGCGCCGCCAACCCCUCCGGUGAGCGCGGGGCCUGGCGGCCCCCCAAAAUUUGGGUGCAUCAGGUGUCAGAUGUGCACGCACCAGGGUGGACAGAGAGAAACUGGGAAGCCACCUUGGUGCUGGCAGGCCCUAAAGGGCUCUUUGUGAGAGCCGGCACUGUUGAAGAUGAUCCAGCAGCUCUGGUGGUUGUGGCCAGAGCGGACGCCGAGGGCCAGAAGGAUGGAAAAAUAUUUGAUCUUUUACUUGCUGAACUUUCCUUUUACUUCAAACUAACGUUGCCUUGCUCUUUCUCUGCUUCCCGCUUGUCAGGAUUUGGUGGGCUUGAGACCGCAAACUCUACUGCCAGUGGGUUUAAUUUUGGGGGUUUCGGCUUAACUGCUAAUCCUGCAGUGAAUUUUAAUAUUGGGAAUUUUGGUGUUUCCACUACCUCGACUCCACCAUUCAAUUUUGGUAACAGUCUGGCAAGUGCAGGUGCUUUCGGAGGAUUUGGGACAACUACCACCACUGCGGGGUCGGCGUUUAGCUUUUCUGCUCCCACCAAUACAGGCACCAGCGGGCUCUUUGGUGCUACCCAGAACAAAGGCUUUGGGUUUGGCACCUGCUUUGGCACUGGAACUGGAACCGGCUUGGGUACUGGCCUAAGCACAGGGUUGGGCUUUGGAGGCUUCGGGACCCAGCAGCAACAGCAGCAGCAGCAGACUACGCUGGGGAGCAGCUUGUUCAGCCAGCCCACGCAGACGGCGGUGCAGUCCAACCAGCUCAUCAACACGGCCAGCGCCCUCUCGGCCCCGACGCUCCUGGGCGACGAGAGGGACACUCUGCUGGCCAAGUGGAAUCAGCUGCAGGCCUUCUGGGGCACGGGCAAAGGCUACUUCAACAACAACAUCGCUCCGGUGGAGUUCACGCAGGAAAACCCCUUCUGCAGAUUUAAGGCUGUGGGGUACAGUUUGAUGCCCAACAACAAGGAUGAGGACGGCCUGGUGGUCUUGGUGUUCAACAGGAAAGAAGCAGACAUCCGCAGCCAGCAGCAGCAGCUAGUGGAAUCACUGCACAAACUUCUGGGAGGAAAUCAGACUCUCACUGUCAACGUGGAAGGGGUCAGAACAAUGCCGGAUGACCAGACCGAAGUCAUCAUUUACGUUGUGGAGCGCUCGCCCAACGGCACCUCGCGGCGGGUCCCGGCCACGACGCUGCACGCGCACUUUGAGCAAGGCAAUAUCAAGACGUCGCUGCAGCAGCUGGGCGUCACGCUCGCCAUGGCCAGGACGGAGCUGUCCCCCGCGCAGGUGAAGCAGCUCCUGCAGAACCCGCCUGCCGGUGUCGAUCCUAUUAUCUGGGAGCAAGCCAAAGUCGAUAAUCCUGAUCCUGACAAGCUUAUUCCUGUGCCAAUGGUGGGGUUCAAGGAGCUGCUGAGACGACUGAAGGUGCAAGAUCAGAUGACCAAGCAGCACCAAACCCGCUUGGAUAUCAUAUCCGAAGAUAUCAGUGAGCUGCAGAAAAACCAGACAACCACCAUGGCGAAAAUCGCGCAGUACAAGAGGAAGCUGAUGAAGCUCUCUCACCGCACUCUCCAGGUGUUAAUCAAGCAGGAAAUCCAGAGGAAGAGCGGCUAUGCCAUCCAGGCGGACGAGGAGCAGCUUCGUGUACAGUUAGACACAAUCCAGUGCGAGCUUAACGCGCCCACGCAGUUCAAGGGCAGACUCAACGAGCUCAUGUCCCAGAUCAGGAUGCAAAACCACUUUGGAGCCGUGAGAGCAGAGGAGCGCUACUACGUGGAUGCGGAUCUCUUAAGGGAAAUCAAGCAACACCUGAAGCAGCAGCAAGAAGGCCUGAGUCACCUGAUAAGCAUCAUAAAGGAUGACCUGGAGGAUAUAAAGCUCAUAGAGCACGGCCUCAACGAGAGCAUCCCCAUCAGAGCGGGCAUCUUCAGCUGACCACGCGGCUGCCCGCGGGGGGGGGUGUCACACGGCAGGCGGUCACUCCAUUCGCUUUCCAAGGCCAACAUGCCUGAGAUGAAUUAAAACGUGCAUCUUCUGCAGGUGUCGUGGCUGAUAUCCUCAGAAUUUGCAGAGCCUCUUGGAAGCUUUUCACCUUGACCUUCGGAAGGCUAAUGUUUCAUAAAGCUCUGUAUGCUUUAGUAGAAGGAGGAAAACUGAAUCUGUUCAGAUACUGAUUUACUAUAAAAUUAUUAUGUACUAUUGUACAUUAUUUUUAUUUUUUUCUCAACACCAUUGUCUAAAAGAAGCAAUGCUGAGGGCACUGGUCCAAUUGCGACUUGUUUUGUGGAAAACUGAGCCUGCUUCCAUUUGUGUCAAAAGAAUUGGCUAGUAACAUGAUGUAAAGAGCUAAUUGAGAUGAUUAAAGUCACGUCUGUUACUUUUACAGUAAGUCUUGACAAUACCGUUAUUGGAGGGGAAAUGGCAGGAAGCUGACAUUGUCUGUCUGUCCUUCCCUGCGGCUGUAGGGAGUUGAAGUUUUUAUGUUAUCACUUUGUGUAUGUGAGUUAUACAAAGCUCAGCUGCCCCUCAAGCAACAACUGAAUGUCU